ACUUCUCAGAGCUGAAUUGAACAAAGCGUUCUCCCAUGAGGCUGGAAGGUGCCAGAAUGGACUUGAUCAAAAAAAUAUGGACGGCUCGGAAACUAAUUCUCGUGGUGAUGAUUCCUUUAUCGCUGCUGCCUCUGCCUCUCAUCCACCCGUGCAGUGAAUCAUCGUGUGCGUAUGUCCUGAUCGUGACAGCGGUGUACUGGGUAUCUGAAGCCGUGCCGCUGGGAGCCGCUGCACUCGUCCCGGCCUUCCUCUACCCGCUGUUCGGGGUCCUCAAGUCCAGUGAGGUGGCCUCUGAGUAUUUUAAGGACACCACGCUGCUGCUGAUGGGGGUGAUCUGUCUGGCCGCCUCCAUUGAGAAGUGGAACCUGCAUAAACGCAUCGCUCUGCGGAUGGUCAUGAUCGCCGGGGCCAAACCUGGCAUGCUGGUGUUGGGCUUCAUGUGCUGCACGGUGUUUCUCUCCAUGUGGCUGAGCAACACGUCCACCACGGCCAUGGUGAUGCCCAUCGCUGAAGCCGUGCUGCAGCAGCUCAUCUGCACCGGCAUCGCCGACUCCCUCGAAGACUCGCUGACCGUAGACACGCAGGACGAGGAGAGCGACAAAGAGGAAAACCAAGAAUCGAGCAAGAAUCACCUUGAGCUGCUGGACCGCAAACACAAUGAAAAACAUCAAGUCCGUAUACUGAGUGAGGAGUUGAAUGGUCUGACAUUAAAGCCUGGUUUCGGUCCAGAGUUUUAUAAAGAAUCAAACGGAUAUCUGCCCGAGGCUCCAAUCAGCAUCCCUGCGCCGCCAAGGAAACCCAAGAUCCGGCGGGAUUCGCUGUACCCCACCAAUAGAGACCACAUGAUCUGCAAGUGCCUGUCUCUGAGCAUCACGUACGCAGCCACCAUCGGCGGCCUCAUCACCAUCACCGGCACCUCCACCAACCUCAUCUUCGCCGAGCAAUUCAACAAUCGUUACCCAGAAGCGAAAGUCAUCAACUUUGGCACGUGGUUCAUCUUCAGUCUGCCGAUCGCUCUGAUCAUGCUGAUGCUCACCUGGAUCUGGCUGCACUUUCUCUUUCUGGGAUGCAAUUUCAGAGAGACUUGCUCUCUCAGCAAGAAACGCAAAACCAGGCGAGAAAUCCUGUCCGAGAAGCGCAUUCAUGAGGAGUACCAGAAACUCGGCCCCAUCAGCUAUCCUGAAGUCGUGACGGGCAUCUUCUUCGUUCUGAUGACUGUACUUUGGUUCACCAGGGAGCCGGGAUUCGUCCACGGCUGGACGUUGCUGUUUGAGAAGAAAGGCUACAGGACUGAUGCCACGGUGUCUGUGCUGCUGGGAUUCCUCCUCUUCCUCAUCCCGGCUCGAAAGCCCUGGCCAUCUGCGUUCUCCAGCGAGAGCAAAGGUGAUGAUGACGAUGAGGAGGAAGAGGAUCCUCUGGCCCCCAUGAUCACGUGGAAAGACUUCCAGAGACUGAUGCCGUGGGAGAUUGUUAUUCUGGUGGGAGGAGGAUACGCACUGGCUGCUGGAUGCAAGGUGUCGGGUCUGUCCAUGUGGAUCGGUCGGCAGCUGGAGCCGAUGAGUGGUCUUCCUCCGUGGUAGAUGGAGGUGUUAUUGUUAUUAUUGUCUCCUGUCCCUCAGUCCGAGACGCUGCACAUCAACCCUCUACACACACUCAUCCCCGCCACCAUGUGUGUGUCCUUCGGCGUCAUGCUGCCGGUCGGAAACCCGCCGAACGCCAUCGUGUUCAGCUACGGACACGUGCAGAUCAGCGACAUGGUGAAGGCCGGUUUUGGAGUGAAUCUGAUCGGGGUUUUUGUGGUGAUGUUGGCCAUCAUGACGUGGGGCGAGCCACUCUUCCACCUGAGCGAGUUUCCCACCUGGGCUCUGAUGCCGAAUGUCACGGGCAGCUUGUAGCUGUGUUUGAUCGAGGACAUGGCACAUACACUGAAGGAGGCACAUAUACGUGAUUAAGGCCUUAUUUUUUAUAUCCGUGGAGUAAGAGGAAGUCCGUCGGAGGAUGCAGAACUGCUCACUGGGACUGAAUGAACGGCGCGAUCGCUGGAAACCAUUCUAUAUAGCAAAGCAUUAGAUGUAGAUUAACAUCUCUCCAAGUUUACGUGCCUACAAAACACAAUCAGCGAUGUUUGUGUGAAAACACCGAAUGCUUUAUUUUCUGACAUCUAACAAAUGUCGCGAUGCAUUUGCGUUAUUUACUUUGUUAGGUUUGUGCAUCAGAUGAAGUCGCUGCUGAAAUCACGCAUAGUAUCUAACAUGCUCUUACCAAAUGUUACAUAGCUCAUGUUGUCUGGUUAUGGAAGAUAGUUUCAAACGUUACACACAAAUCCUGGCAA
This is a messenger RNA of Sinocyclocheilus anshuiensis, 2332 nucleotides long. Its product is annotated as solute carrier family 13 member 4-like. Gene Ontology annotation, biological process: transmembrane transport. The record is from RefSeq and is a predicted model, not a curated record. Gene Ontology annotation, molecular function: transmembrane transporter activity. Lineage: Eukaryota; Metazoa; Chordata; Actinopteri; Cypriniformes; Cyprinidae. Gene Ontology annotation, cellular component: plasma membrane.